Molecule: messenger RNA, 906 nt
Organism: Postia placenta MAD-698-R-SB12
Lineage: Eukaryota; Fungi; Basidiomycota; Agaricomycetes; Polyporales; Adustoporiaceae
Exons: 2
Coding region: 1-906 (301 amino acids)
Source: RefSeq, a predicted model, not a curated record
AUGAACCCCCAUGUCGCUGCUGUCCCACCCAGUCUCCAGCUGCCCCGGACGCUCCAGCGACCCAAUUUCUCCGAGGUGUCGCGCGACAUUAUCGCCUCCCUGGAGCCAGAGCUCGCGGAUGUCCCCAUUGAAUACAUUAGAAGGCACUUGGCUGGCCAAGCUAAUUCCAUGCUCUCGGCCCUUUCACUUAUGACAUACCCCACAUCCCUGCCUAGAGCGCGUCUCGCAUCGUCUAUCGACGUGUCUGUGCGCCCAACGUCAAAUGCGCCCAACACAUCCGCCUUCCCCACGCACAUGCUCGCGAUUUCCUCGUCCAGAUCCUCACCUUCGCAGCCGAACACCCCCACGGCGGCAUCGUUCACGGCGGGGGCAUCCAGCACGUUGACCGUCCCCCUCUUCCCCUCGCACGCAGUCGUGCUUGCCGCGUACUGCACGCUCCUCCCCGCGCUGCCGCGCUCGCGCCCGUCCAACCGCACCGCGACGAUGAGUCUGCCUGUCGUCCCGCUCACCGUCCCGAGCGCGGAGACCUUCCAGAUGCUCCAUGCCUACCUCCACACGAAACGCCCCGACACCUUGCUUGCCGCGCUUCUGCCAAGCCUCGCGGCAUCGCUUCCGCAGGCGCCCAGUGGGGGCACGUCCUCGUCCGCGGGCCGGUCCGUGUACGUGUCGCAGUUUACGAGCGAGAGCCUCUCGCGCCUUGCGCACGCGCUCGCUAGUGCCGCGGCGCAGAUUGGCCCGCAGGGCGCACUGAGCAGCCUGAUGGCGCACGCGAAGGUCAUCAACGGCCUCUGGCGAAACGUGUGCGCUCUGGGCGUGUUCGACGCGGAGCUGUGGGGUGUCAUGGACCUCGCGUGGGAGGUCGUGCUCAUCGCCUUGACGCGCAUCGCCGAGCGCGAGCGUCACUAG